AUGGUACAGUAUCUGCCCAUGAUUUUCCAAACCCAGUGACGCAUCCAUAUUCCAAUGCUAUGGCAAGAUUAACAAGUUUGUUCAGCUCACGUGACUACUGUCUAAUGCAACGUCAGAAGCUACGAUCAAUUACUCAAAACGCAGAUGAAACGGAUUUGAAAUUUGUCAAACGGGUGAUUGCGGCUGCUAAGCUAUGUAACUUCGGGGAAGAACAAUUACUGGAAAAUGUAGUAUUUAUAAUACAAUCGUCUGCGGUAAACAUUAAAGUUCGGGAAGCGAGCCGUAAGGUGCUCAGAAAAGGAGGUAACUUAACAUCACUUCUUGAUAAGAUACAAGCAUGUGAAAUGGAGAAGUUAAACGAAGAAAUGUACAGGAAAAACCACAGGAAAACAAACAACGCAGAAGUAGCGGCAGUAUCGUAUUCUCAUAAAACUGAAACCGGCUCUCAAGUGAAAGGAUAUGGAAGUAGCUAUCACAGUCGACCGUUUAUUCGGAAAUGGGAUUUGUCGCAACAAAAAGGGCAACAUUUCCGUCAAAGUGUUAAAUACGAAAACCGAAAUCCUUGCACAAGAUGUACAAGUACUCGUCAUUUGACUUCAGAAUGUCAUGCCAUUGACAAAAUUUGCAGAAAAUGCCAUCGCAAAGGUCAUUUGGAGCGUGCAUGUGGCAUUAUACCAGCAUCGACACACAACACAAUGAAAAGGAAAAAUGAUGACCAACAGCAGGGGCCUCCACCCAAAGUUCGUCAAAUUGCAGCGGUCUCCCAAACAGACUUGCAUGUCGAUGAACCAGUUGAAGCAAAUCAUGCAAUCAAUAUUUCCAAAAAAGAUUGUAAUUGUGUCAUUGUUGGUUAUAUCGCCAAUUGUGCUAUAUCAUUUUUGAUCGAUUCGGGGGCAGAAGUUAAUACAAUUGAUUCAAAUACGUUCAAUCUCUUAAAAAAUGCAACGUGUCAUCCAGAUCUCUUUACUGUAUAA
Molecule: messenger RNA, 974 nt
Organism: Armigeres subalbatus
Lineage: Eukaryota; Metazoa; Arthropoda; Insecta; Diptera; Culicidae
Exons: 3
Coding region: 60-974 (304 amino acids)
Molecular function (GO): zinc ion binding; nucleic acid binding
Source: RefSeq, a predicted model, not a curated record